Pocillopora meandrina is the source of this 9679-nucleotide messenger RNA. Lineage: Eukaryota; Metazoa; Cnidaria; Anthozoa; Scleractinia; Pocilloporidae. The record is from the annotation of a GenBank genome assembly.
AUGCAGAGUUCUAGUGAAAUGAUGGUAGAGAGAUCGAAGCCGGCUAGCGCAGAGCAAGUUACAAGCACUUCAGGCACUGUUGACUUAACCCCAUCGUCACAUAGCGAACUUAUUCAGUCCUCUACAAUGCCUUUGCCUUUGAAAUCGUCCCCUGCUCCAAGCCCAGUAGAUUGCGAGCUGGAAGAGGCGGAUAACCCAAACGCUGGCAUCGAGCAAGCCUUGCAAUCGUUCGUAAGGUAAGCUCACAUGUGUUGAUCGAGUAAGACUUGACUGAUGUAAUCAACUAAGAGACUUGCUCAAGAAAUAGCUGCGUGCAAGAUCGGAAAUGUGUCGCGUGCAGCUGUGUUCAUCACAAUCACAUCCAUGAAUGUGCUUUUUGUAAUUUCUAGUAGAAGGCGUGUUCUAUAAAUCAAUGACGGGUUUGAUUCGAAGCCCUCCAGUGUUUUGAUUGAUAUAGGUGGCAGUAGAUGUUACCGCAUUUCGACUUUUUGACUUUCCACGUAUUUUUCUUGUAAUUGCAAAGUGUACACUAGAUUAGCUGAUGAAACUACGAAAUUUGAUUUUGUUUUUGUCGAGGAAUUGUCGUUUUACCUGAGCCAUGUGGGUUUCUGCUUUGGGCAGAUGUGACCCUGGAAUGCGGGAAGUUGUUUAAGGAUUUUCCUUCCCACACGUGGCUCUUAAAAAAUAUUUCAUUCAUUCAGAAACUUGGCACGAUCGGGGACUUUUCAAGCCUACCCUUCUCCUUCGACUUGCGGGAUUUGAUACCUCUGCAGAAAUUUCUACCGACUGAAAAAAAUUCGUCUGUUUACAAAAUUGUUUUAUUCAUCACAAAGUUUAAAAUGCACAGCUCGAUAGUUAGAAAUUUAAAUAUACAAAGUCCUAUUUUGUAAACACAGGCAACUUCUUUUUCAUCGGAUGAAAUAUGUAAGUUUUCGCCGUUCAAUUUGAGGUGAAAGCGUAAAUUCACGUCUGUUGGUUAUUUCAAGUCUUUUGAAGCUUUUACGUUAUUCUUUUCACCCUUAAUGCUAUUUUGCCAAAUGAAUGAGAUGCAAAUGAUGUUCCGGCUUAAUUUUUGACGGCAUGAUUUUGGAUUGUUUUCCAUUUGCUCAGUGGAGCGUGUUAACGGGCUGGUGACCGUCCGAAACCCCGUGAAACUUUUAUUUAUCUUCUGCGGGUAAUAACAUUUGUUUAGAACGUUUGAUCAGCGACCUUGUACGCUAACUAUUGACAUCUUGCCGGUUGCAGACCACUUUACGUGAUUUGAAAUGUAAUGAACUUAACUAGUGGAGUAGUUUAUUUCGAGAAAAUUCACCCGGCGUUACAUCCCAUAUGAAGACCCCUGCGGAGUCCAAUUUCAUUAGAUUGCAGGAAUAGUUUCAGAAACGCCGCAAUUUGAUUCCUUGGCAAUAUAUUUAACAAAAGAGUGCCUUCCAAAAUAGGUUGGCAUUUUUAAUCAUUACAUGAAAAGUUUGUGGUGAAGCGAGUCAAUGAAAUGGAGUCUGUAAAACAAACAGGCUGUCAUAUAACUCGGCAUCAUAGAUGCAAUUCACAUGCGAUCGAAUUCAAUAAAACACGUGCAGAUUAGAAUUGACAUCGCGAUUAGAACAGCUAAAAAGUCAGGUGCUUUUGAUCAAAUAUCACGGUGCAAAAGCUUUUCACGCAAGCAAUUAUUUUGAAACGCAAUUUCAUUUGGGCGAGUUUUAGCAACGUGACUGCCAGGAAAAUUAAAAAAUAGGGAAGAGAAAAACAGUUAUUUUGUUAACUCAAUGGGCAUUUUUGUGACUCCACGGGCCGUGUUGAGAUGAGUGAGAUUAGUUAAGUAUGGGUUGAUGAAAUUAUGGAUGAAGCAGAUCAGUCGAAUUUUGCGGGAAAUUCGCGGGAAAAAUUAAAGAGCACACCGCAUGGUUAAAUCGACAUUUCUGUCGCAGAACAACUGUUUUUGCAUUUUAAGACGGAGCGUGUUGAAUUGGAUCAGCGAUCACAGGUGACGUUUAAAUUAAUUCCUCGAACGAAUAAGAAGGAGAAAAACGCGUUUGCGAUGUAAUAAUCUUUCUUAAUGUAAGAUUUCAAAUAUCGGUGCUGAAAUUGACCUGUUUUUCUCUUAUUUGGAAUAAAUCAUCGAUAGAGUUCUUAUUGCAUUUGAGACAAUAUAAAGGUGCGUUAUGAAAUAGCGCCAUGUCUGCUGGCUUUGUUUUACCAUGUGUUGGUGUGUUGAGUCAUCCAUCGGGUCGUGGGAACAGGUUAUUCAUUGUUUACCUCGAAAUAUUUAAGUUAUUGCUUGCGACAUAUUGACCAGAAUAUCGGCGACGUAUUAAUUUUUUCCCUUCACCUAAAACAAUUCAAAUCCAAGAGCUAAGUGCAAGUUUUUUUAAUAAAAGAACUCACCUGCACAAAGAUUGAGGAUCAGUUAAAAGAGCCGUUUAUUUACAUUUUAAAGCAAAUUGUUGUGAUUAUAGUUUAUAAAAUUCGACACAGUAAUGCGAGCUGAGUCUGGCUGAAAAUACACUAGGAGUUUGGAAGAGGAAGAGAUCUAAAAAUGCGCUCUUUUUUAAUGACUUAAAUCAUUUACUUAGUCAAAUGCACGAAGGAUGUCGCCAUCGAGUAUAAAUAGUUAGUGCUAAUUGGAUAUAAUGAAUAUUUUACCUUAGGUAAAUAAUAAGUUAUGAAUUUGAAUUUUUAUGAGUGUUAAGUUUCACUGGUGAGCAUGCUUUCUGCAAUAUUUUCAGUUACCUUGUAACAUACUGAAUCAUGUUAACUUAAAAGGACGCCUCAUAUUUAAAAGAGAAUUAAAAGGCGUUCAUGAAGUCUAGUAGGUUUUUGGAAAAGAUCCACCUAGUAAUUCAAUCACUUUUAAGUUGUUUAUUUUAAAAAAAAGUUUCAUAUUAAGUAAUUUCCUUUUAUCUCGACAAGUCAAAUCACAUGUGUAUGAAAUCUGUCCAUUGUUGAUAUUUUCUCUUUUUUCAUUUUUAAGACAUGUUUGAAGUUUGAAGGACAAUGCAAUCAGUUAAUCGUGCAUACAAUUUUUGUAAAGUAGUUCAUGAGUGGGAUUCUAAAGAAGAAGAAUCAGUUAUUUAUAGCAUGCAUAUAUUAUGAUAAACCAACAACAGACCCAGGUGCUCUAUACUCUGACUUCAUUUAGCUAAUAAUAAUCACUCACCUCUUAAUAGGAAAUAUGCUUUUGUUGUUUAAGUGGCAAAUUCUGUUGAACCUUUUACUGCUCAAAUUUCAUGAACUUGGAGGGAUCAUAAAUAAAGAUACUCAAUUAAAACCACCCCAAGCCUUUUGUAACAAAAUAUUCAACCAGCUGGAUGAAGGAAUAGUAUUCAAACAAGAAGAUUGUUGUCAAUGCCCCAUAGAGAAAAUGGGUGUGCACUUUUAUGAUAUUUAAAAUGUUUAUCUCUCAAUGAUGUGUCAUAGAUUAAAACAUAAGAAAUCUACCUACAAUAUAACUUACCAGAAUACAACUGCAUUUGUAAAACAGCAACAGAUCCUGAUGAUAUGCUUAAAUUAUCAAUUUAUUGGAUGUAAUUAAAUGGGUGAGAUGUUCCAUAGCCUCACCUUGGAUCAAUUUUGAUUUGCUAUUGUUAACACAAUCAAAAAGGUAUAUAGAAUGCAGUAUAUUUUAGACUGAACAUAAAUGAUUGGAGAAUAAAUAUAUUAAAACCUCUUCCUUUUUUCAGCAAAGAAAUUCAAGAGCGGAUUCAAAAAAUAUUGGUAAUCAUCUUUCAUUUUUUACAUAAUUAAUCAAAUAAUUGAACAACUAAUAUAUCAUUUAGUAAAAUACUAAAAGUUUGGUACUCUGCACAUGUUCAUGUGCUUAAUUAUUUCGUAGUUUCCUUCUGUGAAAUUAUGGGGGUGGGUUUGCAGUUUGAAAAAAAAGCACAAGGUUGUCUUAUGAUUGCUAUUAACAAACAUUUUUGUUAUUUAGAAAUUCAUUUGUAUCAUGAAAGAAAUUUGCCUUAAACCUGAAGAAAUAAAAUUAUUUUUCAUCUUAAAAUGUAACAACAGGAUUCCUUUUCAAGUCUUGUAAUUUUGAAAACUUUUCCUUACUCUAGGAAGAAGUACAACAACUGUCAGAUACUGAAAAAUUGCUGCUUUACCUUCGACUACCAGGAGAGACAGCAACAGAUUCUAAAGAUGACUUUGAUAAGUAAGUAUAAAAUACUGGCUUUGAACAUAAAAUUACCAGCAUUUUUAACAUGUCUGUUCUGUUUCACUCCCUUUGUUUCUUUGAUGCUCAGGGUAAUACCCUGAAUGUCUACCCCUUAUCCUGAACCACCACCUUCCACUCCCCACCCCAUGUGCCAACCCUUUACUUCAACCUCCAUCCACUGUUAACUACUUUUACCUUCCAGAGAAUAGUUCUUGUCAAAUAUGAAUAUGUCACUGUUAAUAAAUAAUGAUAAAUCAAGUAAGAAUUACUAUUUGGUUAAUCUCCUAGUAAUCAAGCUCUUCCCAUCUCCACAACAAGAGCAGAGCAAACACAAGCUUUUCAUUGGUGAGUUGGCUUAUGUAGAAUUUUUAAUAAUUUUAUGCUGGCUUUUUAGUUCCCAAUAAAUACCUAGCUCCCAAUAUAAAUGAGAGACUCAAUUAUCUCUAAUUACACAUAAACAAGGAAUAUGAAAGAGAAAAUCUUACUCACACGUAGUGAAUUGUAGAAAACAGAUAUAUGCACCAUUAGACAGACAUUUUUUUUUGAGCUUCAGGCAAUGAUCAGCUUAUUUCAAACAAAUUUAAAAGUUAAAAAAUUCAGAGUACAUGGAAGUCUCAAUAAACCUUUUGACUCCUAAGAGUGACUGGCAUCUAAAUUCUUCCUACAAGAUCACCUCCAAUUCACACAUUAAGUCAUGAGAAUAAAGGAAGUGAUCAUUAACCAAAGAAGCUCUUGAUUGUUAUACAAAUUCUCCUUAUAAGGACACUAGGAAAUGUAAAGAGAACAGUAUGGAGAAUAUGCAUACUGAUGUUUGUUUGUAUAAAUGGGUUCAGGGUUUUAUUCACAUGUCUGUUAUUUUUUUCAAAGGAUUCGUUGUCAUUUGGAGGAGUGUGAUAAUAACUCAACACUUCCAAAACAUGAGGUCUAUGAUGAAUACAAGUAAGGAACUUAUAAGGAUUAUUAUUUGAUAACAAACUAUUUACUUGGAAACUCAGAAAAUUCUGAAGACUAGUGGUGUGAUUAUGGAAUGUUUUUGUGUUUCAAAGGAACAGUCAAUCAGGCUUCAGAAAGGUAGAAAAUCAAACUGCAAACAGCAAUGAUAAUUAAUUGCUGGUUUUUCUGAACUUUCGUGUGAGCAGUCAGUGCAAAACAAACCUGUCAGAUUAUUUAAAGUGUUCAUGGUAAUUAGAGUGAUGACAGUGAUACUUAACUUUAACUUUCAUCUUUUUAUCAAAGUUGCAGUUAUUGAGAUGUGUCAUUAAAAUUGAUAAAACUGAUUUCAGAGCUCACUGUGAAAGCAUGAAUGCUGCACGGACAUUGAGUGCCCCUGACUUUGGAAAAAUAAUCAAGUGUGUGUUCCCAAGAGUAAAAGCAAGAAGGCUUGGUACAAGAGGCAAUUCCAAAUAUCCUUUCAUAUUGGUUUAAUUCUAUAUACUAGCCUUUUUUUGCACAAAUCCCUGCAUUGUUCAGGGUCAUCAAUGCUAAUUCCUUUCUGGUCGUAGAUCAUUUUCCUGUAAAGUAAACUUCUCAGAAUGCAAAUCAGCAUAAGGAUAGAAAUUUAUUGCGGUCAUCAGGCAUACUAACUAAUUUGUAUGUGAGUUAUGCACCUUAACCUUCCUUAAGUACUGUUACAGUGGAAUCCAGAGAAAGAAGAAUGUCAAACCACCCACCCUUCCCACCCUUCAAAUUCCUUCACCCAGUGAAAAAGAAAAGGUAAACAAGGGUUUUAACCCGCCCACUACUAAGAUCUAAUUGAAAAUUCUCUUUACUUUCUGCUACACAAUACUUAUGAUGUUAGUGCUGAGAAUUUGGUAUUGGAGCAACUAAUAAUCCCUUAUUGAUAUUUUUCUUUAUUCUAAAGGCUUGCUUGCUAGAUAUUGUAUUGAUAUUGUAAGGAGAUAUUAUGUCUUGGUCACUAAUGGGAGUGAAAGGGUUAAAUGGAAUUGAAUUUCCCUUGGGCUUAGAGGUAGUUUAGAUGUUACACUUCUUGUGAUGAAUGAUCGUCUUCCACAAAAAUUGCUUGAAAUUUAUCAGGAAAUUUUGAAUUUCCAACCCCUUCAAAUUUCAGUUUGUUCUCUCAGGAACUCAUAGAUUAACAAGUACCUGGACAUUUACUUGUCUUUCAGAGUUCAAUGAAUUCAGCAAACAACCUUGCAGGAGGUGACAAAAUAGAAGAGGAUCAAACUUUGUCAGCUGCAUGUCUACUUGUGUGUGAGUGGGCAAACAAACUUCUUGGUCGAGUGUUCAGCACUCUCAUUGAAUUGGCCAAGUUUCUUGUUAGUGGCAGUUAUGUCUCCAGUAAAUCCAUGGCAGCAUAUGUUGUUCUGUCUGAUCUUAAUACUCCUCAAGUGGGCCACUCAUCAGUGUCAUUGAUUGCACCUUUAAAGCAAGUGGAGGAGCAACUGGUGCUGACACAUAAACGGCGACAAUCACAACAGUUACCUAAAAAAAUACCUCAACGACAACAGCAAAAGCAGAUUCAACAAAUUCCUGUAAACCCUAUGUUACCGCAAGGACAAGCUUUGUGUAGUGCUCCACAACAGCUUCUUAAUUUUAAGACACUGGUAAGUCCUUUUUCAUUGUCAAUGUACAUUACAGUUAAGUAUAUUUAGUGUAGAUCACUGAUAAACUGCGGAUAAGCAAGAAAAAAGGGGUAUCCUGAUGAAAAAGUUUCUUCUCCUGUUCUCCAUAACAAUUCACGUUAUCGCCUGGUUAUAUAUAUUAGUUGGAUAUUUUUGUAUAAAUAAUAGGAGAUUGAGUGCAUUCUACUCAAGGAAAAGGAAAGUAUCAAUCAUAAAAACACAAUCUAUUUUUUCACACCUGUCAUCUAUUCCACAGCCCUGUUUAGUUGUUGAGGAGAAACUGAGAAAUUGCAAGAUCUAGGUGAUACUUAGAAUGUUGAUAGGAAUGUACAUGAAAAAAUUACUUGCAUCUGAUUGGCUGAAUGCUUGUGCAUUCUCAUAUAACACAAGUGCAAAGUUGUAACACAAGUGCAGAUUACAAAUAGCGUGCACAUUUUCAAAAUUUUGUCUAUCUUGACUCUUAGUGAUAAUUUCUCCUGCAAUUUGGUGUAGCAAGGACAUGUAAAUUUUUCAAAGGCAACAAAAUUGCAUGAGCCCAUCAAAUUGCACUUGAAAUCAUGUUAUUACCUAUACUAAUAAUCCUAAACCAGUAAACUACCACUUGAAGCUGCUGAAACACUUUUCUGUCAUUUUUUUUAGGUUAGUAUAUCAAGUCAGCAGAAACCAGUACACAUUCAGCCCAAACCGAUACAGCCGUCACUUCAAAGCCCCCCUGCUCAAAUGGGACAGUUUUAUCAGCAACAGCAACCUGGUGGCAACCCAACCACCCCUCCCAGUGGCUAUCCAACCAAGAUUAGACCCAUUACUCCAUCCAUGAUAUCCCCCACCACACCCAUUCAACCUGCUGGGCCCCAGAUAACAUCACCUUUUCAGUCAUCUCCAAAGUUCAACACCCCAGGCACACCUCAAAAUCGUCCAGUUACUCCCAGCUCUGCGAGCGCAACUGCAAGGCACACUCCAAACUCAGCUGAGCCAACUCGCUUUCUUUUCACACCUAUUCCGAAUAGUUCCCAAGAGCAGAGGGUCACCAGGGGAGAAACAAGUCCUCCUACAUUGCGGCCAACUGCCACCCAUCCCAGCCAGUUGUUGAAUGGAGACUGGUCCCAGUCACAGAUGGGAGUAAAUGAUGUGCCAAUGUCACCAAGUAAACAACCACGUCUAAUAAAUCAGAAUGCACCCUCCACUCCAACAUCCAAUCGCAGACCUGGUUCAUUUGCUUACCCCUUACCAUCACCAAGGACACCGCAGCGCAUUGCACCACAGCAGUUUGUUACUUCCCCAACAAUGGCCUCUCCAGGGUGUGGUCGGCAGCUGAACCCCAUCUCUCCCAAUGUCACACAGCGGGGACAAGAAUUUAUGCUUCCUCUAGGGAUCAACAAUGCAGAGAAUGUGGCUCAAACAGGCUUCACACAGAGUGUGAACAUGACAAGUCCUCCAUCAUCUGAUGGAGAUGGGCAUAUGUCUCAGCAACAGUCAAAGCAGGGGUAGGUAGUGCAAUGACUGCUGUUCAUUUGUAUCUGAAUAAAAUUAGCCCGUUAGACACAUUGGAAAUGAUGCAGUUGCGUUUCAACUUGCUUAACCUUUAAACCUCAAGAGUGACUAGGUUCUAAUUCCUCCUUACAAUAUCACCCCUAAGUCAAACACAAAGGUCAUGAGAAUAAAUGAAAUGAUCACCAACUUAAGAAGCUCUUGAUUGUUAAACAAAUUCUCCUCAUCAGCACUUCACAAAAUGAAAAGAGAAUAGUAUGAAGAAUAUGCAUAUUGACCUUGGGUUAUUAAGGAUGAAUAACAACUGGUGUGAAGAAAAAUUCACCAUGAAAGUUAACUUUCAGUCAUCACACUUAAGUUGGAAACCCAACAUAGUUGUAAUAGGUUGCUAACAGAAUACAGUCUCUUUACAGGAUAACCACUUUGUCAGUAAAAAUGCCAAUGUGUACCGUUUUUUUCACUCUGAAUUUUUUUGUUUUUCUUGGACAUUUUGUAGAAGUUCAGGGAUUAUUGCAAAGUCAUGCAGAUACAGUAGUGCAGCAGAUAAUGGACACAUUUCACAGGCUCCUAUCAUGCAGACACUGGAUUAUUCACCAGAACUGGAGUCAAUCUGUAACCAAGCCACAAGCUCUUCAGGGCAGAUGCCCCCACCUUCAUAUCAACGAAGCCAGUCAGUUCCCCCUUUAACACAGCAUGCACUGGCAGAUCAAAGAUUUCAUCCCUUAACUCCACAGAAUAACCCACGCCCACGUCACCUGACUCCGUCACCCAUGGAGACACAGUCAAAUCAACAUCUGAAUGGGUUAAAGGAACUUCGCAACAGAGUUCUCCAUGGUGAUGUCAAUAACAAUGGGUCUCGGCCAUCACAGGAAAGCGCUUUUUCUGCACGAAGAAACCUCACACCUAUGCUCAAUGCUGAACAAUCAAAUGUAACUGCUUCAAACUGGGGCGUGUCCCAAGUGAGGACAAACAACAACCCCAGGGGUGCAGAGGACCAUGAAAUGACAAUACUCGAUGCAGGCUUGACAUUUGCAGAUCUCAAUCAUGAAAAUGAUGAGACCUUGUCUGAUCUGAAUACACUGGAUGAUGCUACAACAGAAGCAGUAUUAAGGAACAUUUGUAAUAAUACAUCAGGGGUGUGGCCAACUAGUGAUGUCCAUGCAUGGGGAGGGUCACAGGCACUGGAGAUUAUGGAUUAAGAAAAAAUGCAUCAUUUUUUCUUGGUAAAAACCUGGAUACAAGCUUAUUUAUAUAUAUACAUAUAUAAAUAGAUAUGGAAAAAAGACUCAAUACCAUUUCAUUCCUAUUUGCGGGCUGGAUUUAUUAAAACACCGUAGUUCGUGUCAAUGUUAAUUGAUCCCUGCUUGUGAGUUUCCGUAAUUAAAAAGAUUGUUGUCUUUAUAGUUAUCAGCCUUAGCGACGGUGUGCUAGCGUGGAAUAAAUAAUUUUAAAGUGU